This is a messenger RNA of Heterocephalus glaber (naked mole-rat), 4135 nucleotides long. RefSeq names its product zinc finger protein 185 with LIM domain (gene Znf185). The record is from RefSeq and is a predicted model, not a curated record. Lineage: Eukaryota; Metazoa; Chordata; Mammalia; Rodentia; Bathyergidae.
UCAUCUACCUACCCCAGGAGAGGGCAGAGGAAGGGGGCUGGCCGAGGGGAGGGGCGAGGGGCGAGGCUCCGGGCCGCCCGGAGAAAACCUGUUUGCUCUCCUGUGGGCGGAGCCCAGUCCGCGCCUCCGGCCUCCCUGCACGCUCCCUGCUGCGCCCCGCGCCCGCCGCCCGACCCGGCCUGGGCGCUGCCCACCGAGGGAACCCGCGCCCAGUGCCCACGCGACCCUCCGCCCACCCCACAAGCCGGGCACCUGCACCAGGAGCCACUGGACCGACUGAGAAGGGGCCGGCAGAGCAGCACCAUGAGCAUCUCCGCCCUGGGAGGCAGCCCCAAAGGGAAGCCUCUGGCACCAGGAGAGGAGGAGCGCAAUCAUGUCCUUAAGCAGAUGAAAGUAAGAACCACGCUGAAGGGCGACAAGAGCUGGAUCACCAAGCAGGAUGAAUCUGAGGCCCAAACCAUAGAGCUGCCCUCGGGCCGGAGUCGUGCCACGUCCUUUUCAUCACCUAGGGAGGUCUCGAAGGCCAGAUCUCCAAGGGCAAGGGCUUCCACUGGCUACAUCAUCCGGGGGGUGUUCACCAGGCCUAUAGACAGCUCAUCCCAGCCCCAGCAGCACUUCCUCAAGGGCAGUGGAGCUCCAACAAGUGCUGCUGGUCUGAUGAAAGCUGCCAGUACUGGACCUCUCCACUCCUCCACCUCUGGCUACAAGAUGACCACAGAGGACUACAAGAAGCUCGCUCCCUACAACGUCAGGCGCAGCUCCGUAUCAGGGGCUGUUGAGGAGGAGGAGGCGCCCUUCUCUUCAGAUGAGCAGAAAUGGAGGUCAGAGGCUGCAAGCAGUGUGCUUCGGAAGAGCGCCCCCCGGGAGCACUCCUACGUCCUGUCGGCAGCCAAGAAGAGCGUUGGUCCUACCCAGGAGACACAAGCUCCAUUUAUUGCAAAGAGGGUGGACGUGGUGGAAGAGGACGCGCCCACGGAGAGGGGCCAGGAGGCACCCGCUCUGGCACAGUCUGCUCUUGGCUUCAGCAGGGCUUCUCCGGGCCGCAGAGACAAGGAGGCCCCCUGCCCCAAAGAGUCCGCGAGACACUCCAUUGGUGGGAAGACCGUCAAGGGCUCCAACACGGAUUCUGAAAGGUCACAUACACGGCUGAGUGAUGGCCCCAUGGGAUCUGGAGUCACAGGGUCCCCACAAGAAGGCUUGGCUGGAGCAGACAGUGACUUGGAGAGAAGAGGGCUGAGCCCGGCUGCUUGCGUCACCCCUUGGCUGGAUGAUCAGGAUGUUCGAGGUGUCCACUCUCACUCCUGCCGGCCUGAACCAGUGGCUAUCGGCUCCAGCACCGCUUCAGCCUCUGUCGUCCUGGCCGACAGGAAGAGUGACAUUGCAGCAGACCCGGAAGGCACAAAGGCAGCCCCCAAGGGGGCCUCAGCCUCACACGAGGGGAAGAAUGUGACCGCCAAGGCAGGCGAGGCCUGGCAGGAGAGGCCCGGAGCCCCAGGUUGUGGCGAGAGAGACCCGACUGCCCCCGCUCAGCAGCAGCCCGGAGCUGUCAGCUCCCCGGAGAGACAGAGCAGCCCCAGCGGCCCUGAGCAGCUCCUGGAGCAGGAAAGCAGUGGCAGCAGGGCCUCAGCCUCACACGAGGGGAAGAAUGUGACCGCCAAGGCAGGCGAGGCCUGGCAGGAGAGGCCCGGAGCCCCAGGUUGUGGCGAGAGAGACCCGACUGCCCCCGCUCAGCAGCAACCCGGAGCUGUCAGCUCCCCGGAGAGACAGAGCAGCCCCAGCGGCCCUGAGCAGCUCCUGGAGCAGGAAAGCAGUGGCAGCAGAAUGAAAAGUCCUUCAGGCUGCGUGGUCACUGUUUCCAUCAGUGCGGCUUCUGAGCAGCCUGACCUUUAUAUUCCAGCCCCACUGAGUGACUUGGACGGUGGCUCAAGCACCAAAGGGAUUCUCUUCGUGAAGGAGUCCGUGAAUGCUAGGGAAGUGUCUUCUGGGCAGCCUGCAUCUUCCUUCCAGGGCAGGGUUAGCAGCACUGAGGACUCAUUUGACAUGAAGGAGAAGACCCCAUAUGACAGCACUCCACACAUGGAAAGAACCACUGGAGGGAUCUGUACUUACUGCAGCUGUGAGAUCCGAGACUGUCCAAAGAUUACCCUGGAACAUCUUGGUAUCUGCUGCCAUGAGUAUUGCUUUAAGUGUGGCAUCUGCAGUAAGCCCAUGGGAGAUCUCCUGGAUCAGAUCUACAUUCACCAGGACACCAUCCACUGUGGAAAGUGCUAUGAGAAGCUCUUCUAGCUCCUCCCGGCUGAUCAGAAGCUAAUGAUUCCUGGACAGAUUUGGUUGCCCCAAGUUUUGGGUUCCUCUUCCCUCACUUCCUCUCUCUGAUUUCUUCAUCCUCUUAGCCUUCUUAGGUUGAGCUUGCUUACAUCCAGUAUCAUAGCUUAACGACACCAUGAUGAUUCCUUACAUGUGUAGCUUUUAUUGCUUAGUGCUUUACAUCCAUCGUCUCAUUUCAGGCUAGGUCAAAGGAUUGAGCAAGAAUCCCGUCUUGGCUUCCCUAAGACAGAUUGGCUUUCUAAUGAGCAUGUUGGGCACAGGCAGAAGUGUGGGCUUUAGUGGGCUUCUGAGGGACCAAGUUGAAGACUGUAGACGAUCCCCGGUAGGUAAAUGACAGACAUUAGAUGCUGAGGGUUGGCAUAGGCUAAUAUUUAGCGUGUCUAAUUGCCAUAUAUACUUUUAAUUUUCCACACACUCUUUAGAGUAGUUGUUUUUGAUUGAAUUCUGUACAACAGGUUUUAGUUACCUUCUCCUGCCCACCUUUCACUGUGUCUGAGCUUUCCCUGCAAGUGUGUGGGAGUGCGUUAGAAAGUGUGUACAGUUGGGUUAAACUCUGUAGGGGCUCUUGACCAGAGGGCUGUUGAAUCUUGCUAGUUGAUUAGGAGCUUUGCCCUCGGGUCUUGCUUCUUGUGCUUUCCACAGGCACAAGUAGCUCCUCAGGAAUAUAGACCCCGGCAGGAUUGAGAAGAGAGAAAAGCAGCUAACAUUCCUUGAUGCCUUAGCACCUACAUAUCGGGCAUUAAUCCCCACAGAGGGGUGCUCUUGUCCCCAUUUACAGCUGAGGGCGGUACAGUUCAGGGAAGCGGUCACCGCCCUCUGGACAGCCGAGUUCGGCGCCACCGCUGUCUGCCUGGAGCCCGCGCUCUGGUACCCUGAGUCCCCACGAAGCACUGGAGGGCCGAAGUUGUCCCCCUUCCUGUCCUCCCCGUUCUGUGGAAAAUGCCCCCAGGCUGAUGCUUUGAGCUGGGCACAGCUGACUCACAUGCAUUCCCAGAGGGGCUUGUCAGCUCAGAGGCAGCUCCAGCAGGCCUUCAGUGACCCCUGCUCCCCAGUGCAGACUGCCUCUGGCUAGCAGCCAUCCUGGGCCCCAGAUCUGUUGGGGGGUUGCUCAGGCGCGAGCCCUCCGUACACUUCGCUGAUGCUGUGUUCAGCUUCCCCGGUGCUCUGCUGUAGCCUGUGGGUCAAGCUUUGCUUUGUGAGCUUCUCAAGAGGAAGAAUAGCCUUAGAGUUUGUUUAUUUGUUAGUUUGUUUGUUUGUUUUUGGCUGCAAGACAAAGGCCUCUUCUCUUGAUGUCCUCUAAAAUGCCUCCCCGUCUUUCUUCACUUCUGAGCCCUAUGUACAUUGGCUUAUGGAUUUGUUUGCUCUUCCUGCCACACUGUCCCAGAGGGCCAUCCCGUUUAUCUGCAUAGGUAUGUGUGGUACAGUGUGCCGCGUAACCACACUAAAUAGGAACCACGGGACUUGGCACUCGGAUGGUGCUGAUGCCACCCCAGAGUGUCAGUGUGGGCCUGCUGCUGGAAUGCAGGGGGACGAGGCCUGGGACAGACUGGCUUCCCCUGACAGAUACACUUCAGAAGCAGCACGCAAGGUCCUCAAAGACAGCUUGCAAGAUCAGUGUGGGCUUUGGUCCAGAACAGCCUUUCAUGUGCUUUUUGGCAGAGAAUUCUGCAGACUUAAGGAAGAGGGAUGAUUGCAUGACGUUUUCGCUUCUUUUCAAUUGCUUAGUGUUUCUAAUUGUACCUGCUUAGCCCACAUCAAUGUACACAGUUUGAAUAAAUGUUAAGAUACUGCACAUGUCAGCGUUAAA